Molecule: messenger RNA, 413 nt
Organism: Rubroshorea leprosula
Lineage: Eukaryota; Viridiplantae; Streptophyta; Magnoliopsida; Malvales; Dipterocarpaceae
Source: the annotation of a GenBank genome assembly
AAAUUCAAGCAGAGAAAAUUUAUUUCAUUUAAAAAAACAAAAUAUCAUUCCAAGACCAUUGCCCAUUUUCCAAAAAAAAAAAAUCAUUCCAAGAGAGAAACCGUUAUGGCUCCCAGCAAGACGGCGGCUAAACAGAAUUCAGGAACAUCCAUAACAAACAAGAACCAGAGAACAGCAUGGAGAAGAAAACAGCUGAGCCUCAAGAAGCUGAAGGCGGAGAUGGAGGACAUCAAGGUGGAGAUGGAGAAGCUCAGGGCGGAGGUGUAUAUCAUUUCUCAGGGACAAAAGCAUUUAAAAGGCAAAAGAUCAAAAGGAAAAGAGAAAGCAGGAAUGGAAGAACUCAUGCACUCAACGCUACACCUGACUCUUAUACACAUCUCUAAAAAAAGAAAAAAGAAAAUUAUUCUCUUUUA